Lates calcarifer (barramundi perch) is the source of this 1056-nucleotide messenger RNA. It is a transcript of the gene szl, whose product is annotated as sizzled. Gene Ontology annotation, cellular component: extracellular region. The record is from RefSeq and is a predicted model, not a curated record. Gene Ontology annotation, molecular function: Wnt-protein binding; hormone activity. Lineage: Eukaryota; Metazoa; Chordata; Actinopteri; Centropomidae. Gene Ontology annotation, biological process: non-canonical Wnt signaling pathway; canonical Wnt signaling pathway; negative regulation of canonical Wnt signaling pathway.
GCUGUAUUCUUCACUGUGGCUCUCAUGGCUAUGGCAUCUCCUUCAAUGACAUUUGACAUGGGUCAGUCCACUCGUUGCGUCGCCAUUCCCAACCAGAUGAAGGUCUGCAAAGAUGUAGGAUACUCAGAGAUGCGACUGCCCAACUUCUUGGGCCACAGCAACCUGGAAGGCGAGGUGGUGCCUCGUUCAGAGGACUGGAGGCCCUUGUUGCAGACAGGCUGCCACCCUCAAGCCCAGGCCUUCCUCUGCUCACUCAUUGCUCCUGUCUGUCUUGACACAUUUAUCCAGCCCUGCCGUAGUCUAUGUGUGGCAGUGAGGGACAGCUGUGCCCCAGUGCUUGCCUGCCAGGGUCACCCAUGGCCUGAGGCUCUUGACUGUGACCGCUUCCCUGCUGAAGAGGACAUGUGCCUUUCUCCUCAUGCAAAAUUUAGCACUGCCCCAAUCUGUGCCUAUGGACAGGCUGGAUGCCAUGUCCCUUCCCUGGCAGAUCUCUUCGACAGGGUCAUACAACAGUCUUCAAGAAUGCAUGGCAUCUCCAGUGAUCUCCAUUCUGAGUUUGAGCAAUAUUUCCUUCCCAGCAAGAACCUAAUAGGUAAACGGAAAUGCCACACAUAUGGCAUACUAACACCAGACGACAAAGAGAAUGCACAAAGACUGGGACGAGAACAGCUGACAGAGGUGAUUCUGAGGCUGCUGGGGGCCUGGGGUGACCCCCUGUCACAACUCUACCGGAGCAUGUCUCAGGAUCAGAAUCAAGACUUCAACCACUACAGCUCCAACAAGGCACUGGAGAUCAGUGAUAUGGUGCAUGAGCUGAGGGAUGGAGUGUCAAAAAUGGCUGACAAAAUGAAGCUAUUGGGAGUGCUUGGUAACACUGUGGGUUACAUCUCUCCUGAGGGUUUGGUACCCUCUUCUGCUAUUUCCUUCUAUAAACGAGGAGAACUCAACUCAAUGGACCAUCAUGACCUGCUCUACUGCUUCCGCAGGGACUCCAACAAAGUCAAAAAUUAUCUCCGCAUCCUGAAAUGCACCACCCUUCCUGGACUGGACUGUUAA